CGCGGGCGGUGCCGGGCGGGCGGAACGGCCCCGGCCCCGGCCCCGGUCCCUUCCGCCGGCCGCGCUUCCGGGCCGUCAGGUGACGGGCGCGGGCGGAGCGGCUGCUCGAGCGGGGCUGCGGGGCCCGCACCGCCGGCUUGAGUGUGAGGCUUCCUUGACCGUGCUGUGGGACUGUAUGGUAUGAAAAAAGCUGCUGGCAGCAACAGCCAGAGAUCCUGAGGUUUUCUUUUGCUGCCCUGCACCUGUUCUGCAGCUCUGCUACAAAGAGGUGACACCAAGGAAAGCCUUUAAUGCCCGUGGGGAUUCCAACAGGAAAAUUUUCUUGACCUUGUGUCUGGGUAGUUCUUGAGGAUGGCAAGCAAAGGACCCACAGCUUCUGCAUCAACCAAGAGCUCCAGCACUGGAGGGACCAGUGGCAGCAGCAGUAACGGUCCCGGGGACAACACUAAUCAGGACAACACUUUUGAAUGUAACAUCUGCUUGGACACUGCCAAGGAUGCAGUGAUCAGCUUGUGUGGGCACCUCUUCUGUUGGCCUUGUUUACAUCAGUGGCUAGAGACCAGGCCAAACAGGCAAGUGUGUCCUGUAUGCAAAGCAGGAAUCAGUCGAGAUAAAGUUAUUCCUCUGUAUGGAAGAGGUAGCACUGGGCAGCAGGACCCCAGAGAGAAAACUCCACCACGACCCCAAGGACAGAGACCUGAACCAGAGAACAGAGGGGGAUUCCAGGGCUUUGGCUUUGGUGAUGGUGGCUUCCAGAUGUCCUUUGGAAUUGGGGCGUUUCCCUUUGGUAUAUUUGCAACAGCCUUCAACAUAAACGACGGGCGACCUCCUCCAGCUGUUCCAGGGACUCCUCAAUAUGUGGAUGAGCAGUUCCUUUCCCGCCUCUUCCUGUUUGUGGCACUGGUGAUAAUGUUCUGGCUGUUGAUUGCAUAAAUCUUUUCCAUUAUUCUAUAUAUUCAUGACCAACAAGGCCACUGAAACAGUUACAAACUGCAUCCCCAUCCCACUUUAAACCUCUUGGUCUGGUUCCGUAGCUAACUAUGGGCUUCAGGAAUUGGUGGUACCACAGCACAAUGAGGAAUCUCGCAUUUUGCACCAGAGUUGCAAAUUAAACAUUGGUUAAAAAGCAUAUUUCAGCUCAGAUAUCUUGUACAACAGGUUCCUGCCACAAACCACGGGCCUAGCGUUGAGCUGUGCUCCCAAGGGAGUGCUGCUCUGAAAUCCUGUGCCAAUCAGUGACACCAGGUCUGUGGGACAGACAGGGACCCCCAGGUAGACUGGGCAGGUCAGGAAACUUCUCCAGUGUGACCAGUGUCUCAUGCUUUGCAACCACGAUGGAUCUGCCAGAGCUGCAGAUGUUAUUUAAUGUCUCCAUCAACAUCCAGCCUUCUCCAGGAAAUCACCUGCAGCACUGCUGACACUCUUUGGGCACAGCACGUGGUGCAAAUGGAACCAGGUCCGGAGACUGGUUCCUUUUCCUGCUGUUAUUUCCCGGCGUGAUGGAAACCCCUUCCUGACGCGGUUCUGACGGCUGCUGGAAGAAGGGAUACAAAUUUAUGCUGCAAUUUUUUAAAGCCUGAACAUGCUGGAGCCAGACACUGGAAGAUUCUCUGGCUGUGGAGCCGGGUGAGGCUGGACACAGCUGCUGCCUCACCCAGCCCAGUUCCUCACUGACCAGCAGUGUUGUCUCCCCUGGCUCUGCACAGCCCCGGGGCUGCACUCGUGGAUAAUCCCCUCACCCCUCACAACCUCCUCACGGUAGCGACAGUUAUCCCCUCCCAAGGCUUUGAGACUUUCUACGCAAGGUCAUGUCCUCCAAAUAAAAUCCUAUUACAGAUCCGAGAUCAGCUCGUUCGGGGAGAGGAACAAAAGGCAUCUUUACGUGAGGUUUGAGGUUAAACCUGUCAUACUGUAAAAUUGCACAGGAGGAAAAAUGAGAUCCUGCCUUUGCCAGCACAUGCACGGUAGGGAACACUUGGAAGACCUUCUGUCUGCAGGUGCACACAGCUUCUCCGAGCCACAGCAGAACGGCCACAGCACAAGAGUCUCUGCAGUAUCUACCAAAGAGUUUAAUUUGAAGUGCUGGAGGAGACCACAACCAUUAAUGUGCUGAGGGGAUAUUUCAGAAGGUGAGCACUCUGUAGCUGUUUUGGAAUCCUGCUGGGUAUUCAGCUUUAAAGAGUACUCCUGAUGUAUUUGUGUAGAUUCCUUCACAACAGCAGAUACAAGAGAUUCCCUAGCAAGAUGAACAGUUUUCAUAUUUCUCUGACUAGGCAAUUCCAUUUUUUUUUCUCUUAUUGUUUUUAGAUUGUUUCGAUUCAGGUCGCUGAUAGUCUCAUUGAUUUCCUGCAAGAUGAAUAUUGUGACUUCUCUGGCAAUAGACAGAAAACUGACAAAACAAA
Molecule: messenger RNA, 2402 nt
Organism: Pipra filicauda (Wire-tailed manakin)
Lineage: Eukaryota; Metazoa; Chordata; Aves; Passeriformes; Pipridae
Gene: RNF185
Product: ring finger protein 185
Exons: 8
Coding region: 352-933 (193 amino acids)
Biological process (GO): ubiquitin-dependent protein catabolic process
Cellular component (GO): endoplasmic reticulum
Molecular function (GO): ubiquitin protein ligase activity; metal ion binding; ubiquitin-like protein conjugating enzyme binding
Source: RefSeq, a predicted model, not a curated record